This is a messenger RNA of Anoplopoma fimbria (sablefish), 2628 nucleotides long. Its product is annotated as tetratricopeptide repeat protein 39B-like. Gene Ontology annotation, molecular function: protein binding. The record is from RefSeq and is a predicted model, not a curated record. The transcript has 18 exons. The coding region runs from base 556 to 2310 and encodes 584 amino acids. Lineage: Eukaryota; Metazoa; Chordata; Actinopteri; Perciformes; Anoplopomatidae.
AGGCAGCACCUUUCUUCUGCGCAACUUUCUCGAGUCAUCAGUGCAGCUGCGUCUCAUCAGUCUCUCAGUUAGUCGACAUUUUCACACAGCGUUGCCUAAACAGACAGCGAACUCAUCUCGUUCUUCUCAGAGAAAUGUCCUCCAUUUUCAAUUCACAGUAAUUAUUUGUAAACCUUCUAACAAAUAGGCAAGUGAUCAAUCAUAAUUUCAGAUGUCCCGUUUAUUAAAUUAGCUGUGCGCUCUUGACGUACAUUCAUGGGUUUCGUGUGCACCAGUUUGUUUCAUCAAUUAAUAAGUGUAUCUAAUAACCUCUGGGUAAAAAUAGUUCUUUUUAAGAUCCCAAAGUGCGUAGACUGUCAACUUCAGAGAGAUCUGUGGGCUGGCCUUGCAAAUCUAGGCCACUCCUGACCUUAUAUAUAAGAAUAUAUAAAUAUCGAGGGAUGCCAAAAUAUCGCUUCAUCUUCAAGUGAAGAGAAAGAUUUCUUCGCAGAGGAAAAGAUAGACACCCGACGUUUAACGUAACUUCUUCUGAUCUAAAUCACAUUCCGGCAUCAAAUGGAGACGAGAAAAGAAAGUUCACUACAACAGGUGGACCUAAACCAAAUCAGUGAGGAUUCAAUAUCACCUAUAAUGGAUUUAGAGGACGCACUGACGGAAUGCUCCACUGCCCUCAACCUUUUUCUGAACAACAGGUUUUCUGAUUCUCUGGCUCUCUUAAAACCCCGGAAAAGUCAGAGCAUGUACCACGCAAUGGGCUACAGCAGCAUCUUGGUGAUGCAGGCAGGCAUGACCUUUGAACCUAAGGACAUGGAUGCUGCCAUGGCGUCACUGGGUGAAUCCUUGCAGACUUGCCAAAGAUUUCGGAAGAAAACUGGAAUAAUGGAGACUUUAACCAGCCUAUGGAAUAGGCAACCAGCUGACAACCUGACAGAAGAGGAGAUGCAUGCAGAGCUUUGCUAUGCGGAAGUUCUGCUGCAGAAAGCAGCUCUCACAUUCCUGGAUGAGACUAUAAUCGGCUUCAUCAAAGGAGGGAUGAGAAUCCGAAACAGUUAUCAGAUUUUCAAGGAUUGCCAGGCCUUGGCCAAUGUCGCUACAGAUAUGGAAAAACAGAAGAGCAAUUACAGACAUUUUAGGGGCGGUGUCAGCAUGGGCAUUGGAUCAUUUAAUCUGAUGCUGUCUCUGCUCCCAUCCAAAGUCCUCAGACUGAUGGAGUUUUUGGGCUUCUCAGGAGACCGGGAAGUGGGUUUGUCAGAGUUGAGGGAAGGAGCAGCCGGUAACAGCCUGCGCUCCAUCCUCAGCACCCUGACGCUGCUGAUGUUUCAUCUCUACAUUACUGUGAUUCUGGGUACUGGUGAAGCAAACCUUACCGAGGCUGAAGCUCUGCUGGAGCCCUACAUCGAAAAGUUCCCCAAUGGAGCUCUCAUUCUUUUCUACGUUGCAAGAAUUGCUUUGCUCAAAGGAAACUUCACUUUUGCCCAGGAUAAGUUCUUGGCGUGUAUCGCAGCACAGUCAGAGUGGCGUCAGAUUCACCACCUGUGUUACUGGGAGCUGAUGUGGGCCUACUCGUUUGAACAAAACUGGAGGGAGGCGUAUCGAUACGCUGACCUGCUCUGCAAAGAGAGCAAGUGGUCCAAGGCCACCUAUAUGUUCCAGAAAGCCGCCAUCUUGAGCAUGCUACCAGAGGAAGAAGUGACUGAACUGGGAGAAAAUGUGGGAGAGAUAUUCAGGCAGGUGGAGGGUUUCAGACUGAGGAUCGCUGGAAAGUCAAUUCCAACAGAGAAGUUUGCAGCGAGCAAGGCACUGCGAUACUCCUCUUCUACCCCUGCGAAACUAGUCGUACCUGCUUUGGAAAUGAUGUACGUGUGGAAUGGUUUCACAGUGGUUGGCAAAAGACCAGAGUUGACUAAAAGCAUCUUGACCACCUUAGAGAAAGCAGAGGAGCAGCUCAGAGACGAUCCAAACCCAUCAGUGUAUCACCUGGAUGACCAAUGUGUAGUUCAGCUGCUGAAGGGCCUGUGUCUAAGACAGCUGGGGCAUCUGGUCCAGGCUGAGCUCUGCUUCAACCAUGUCAUUUCCAGUGAAAAUGAUAUCAAGCACGACAACUACCUGGUGCCAUUUACCAUAUAUGAGCUCGGCCUGUUGCACAAGCAGAAAGGUGACAUCAACAAAGCCAUCGAUUUGAUGGAAAACAUCAAGAUGAACUACAAAGACUACAGCAUGGAGUCGAGGCUACACUUCCGCAUCCACGCAGCACUCAACACCAUGGGCUCUUUUGCAGCCAAACUUCCCCCUUCACGCAAGCCGGCUUAAGAGACUUCACGGCAGGAAGUUCAACAAAAAAACAUAAACCAACAAACCUAACACAAACUCUCAACCCUGUGUGCUUCCCUCAGCUCUGCGCCUCAAAAUCCUCUACAUGGGCAGUUUUCUGUCAGCUCCUUGAUAAUGUUACUGUGUACAUCCAAACUUACAGUUAUAACCCUGAGCAGUUAUUAUCUGUAUUAUUUGAUCUAGAGCAAGAACAGUCUGCUGGCAGCUUGUGUGAUUGGCUUAAGGAUGAUUUGGUUAUUUUCAAUGAACUGCCCUACAGCUUGUCAGAUCUAGGGCUGUGUAAGGAAUGAAAAAAAA